UAUUCUCAAAUUUUUAUUUAUAAGGGUAGUUGGGUAAUUUGUCCAAUAUAUAAUGAUGUGAUUAAUAAUUCAUUCUGAAAUUCAUGUAGGUAGGUUCAGUGUUUAAAAUUUUCCAGGCUUUUAACAUUAUAUAUUAAUUUGAGUGGUAGUGUUUUUUGAAGUCUUGGUUUCUUUAUUGAAAAGAAAAUCUACACUAAAGGUAGAGCACUAUUAAGCAUUGCUCAUAUCCGAAGUUGGAUUAUUUGGCACGUGUUAAGCUUCAACCCAUCACUCGUGGGGCUAAAUAAAUAUACAUUUUCAGCUCCCAUAAUGAGCAAGGAUAAUGUAUGGGAUUGCUCUUCUAAAAGUUUUAUUCAGGGUAGAGCAUCAGUUGUAGACUUGAGUACCUUCUUCUACCUUUAAACGAAAUGCAUUAAAAAGUUUUUAAAAGCCUUCACUGUUUAUUACUAGUAUUUCUUAGCCAGGACAGUAUAUGGAUACUUUAUCUAGGAUUGUUUGGCUGCCACUUUACAUGGUUGCUUUCAAUUGUAGUUGCUUAGGGUUUAGAUUUAUUGGGCAUGUAUAUGAUUUUAGCCCAUGCCCUACCUUUGGAGGUUUACAGUUAGUGAACUUUUCACUGAUAAAAUUGUAAUAGGAGUUGAAUGUUUUUAUAUUACGUACCCUUGUAUACUAAUUUUCUGAAAUAAUUGUAAUUGAGUUUAGCAGUGAGAUGUAUUCCAUUGCCAAUCCUUUCUAAGAAAUUACACUAAAACUGCAUGCACUUUUUUUUUUCUAUGUACGUACAGUGCUGCAUUAAUUCCCCUUAUCUAUUACCUUUCUAUAUUAUAAUAGGCUUGCAUGAUUCUUAGGUAUUCUAUUUUGACAAAUUUUCACAUGUUUAUACCAGUACAGUAGUUUACAGUUUUCCAGAGCCCCUAGAUGUUAGUGUACUAUUCUAUACGAGCCUUUCAUUAUAUCUUUCACUUGCUCACUCCUGUUCUUGUCCAUGCUCGGGCUUUUACCGAUGCUAAUGGGGGCUGUAUAUUUGUUGGUUGCAAAAGUGGCGGUGUGAAGCUUAGUGCCAAACCCCUCUAUAGGAGUGGCAGUGUGUCUUCUCAAGGAGGUUAGUGUUAUGAAUUACAGGAAACUCCUCCACCUGGUAAAAAUAAAAUUGGAGGGGGUUCGACAGCCACCAAUACCGUGACUACAACUACACCUACGGGAGGACCCUCUCAGACUACGAAGAACCCAAUAAUGCUCUUGAAUGAACUGAGACAAGGCGUAGAAUAUCAGUUGAAGAGGGAGUCUGGAGAACCCCAUGCCAAGACAUUUGCUUUUCAAGUUACUGUGGAAGGACAAACUUUUGAAGGAACAGGCAACAGCAAGAAACUAGCUAAAGCAGCAGCAGCUCGUCAGGCAUUGAGUAAACUCUAUGGUGUAAUAGCUUCUGCAGGAUCUUCUGUUCUUCACCACAUGCCUAUUGCUACAAUGCCAGAUCUCCAUUUACCUCAGACUCUAGCAGAUAAAAUUGCCAAGUUAGUAUGUGAUAAAUUUUUAGAGUUAACUGCUGGGAAUCCCACUGUAGCCAAACGUAAAGUGUUAGCAGGUAUUGUUAUGACCAGUGAAGAAGAUCCAGAUGACGUUAAGGUUAGUGCAUAAGUGAUGGUAAUAUAUAUAUAUAUAUAUAUAU
This is a messenger RNA of Macrobrachium nipponense, 1669 nucleotides long. Its product is annotated as double-stranded RNA-specific editase 1-like. Gene Ontology annotation, biological process: RNA processing; adenosine to inosine editing. NCBI's taxonomy places the organism in Eukaryota, Metazoa, Arthropoda, Malacostraca, Decapoda, Palaemonidae. The coding region runs from base 1234 to 1638 and encodes 134 amino acids. The transcript has 3 exons. Gene Ontology annotation, molecular function: double-stranded RNA binding; double-stranded RNA adenosine deaminase activity; tRNA-specific adenosine deaminase activity. The record is from RefSeq and is a predicted model, not a curated record. Gene Ontology annotation, cellular component: nucleolus; cytoplasm.